Molecule: messenger RNA, 422 nt
Organism: Acaulospora colombiana
Lineage: Eukaryota; Fungi; Glomeromycota; Glomeromycetes; Diversisporales; Acaulosporaceae
Source: the annotation of a GenBank genome assembly
GGCCAGGGACUCAGAUUUGCGUUCCUAACAUGACUUAUAACGGCCCAGUAGUCUAUCCUGAGGACCUGUCCACCAAUCCUCGCUGCCAGGCCCAACAAUACAGCAUUCGAGGUGAUAGUUGCCGUACUAUUGGCAAUAUGUGGGGACUAUACGACUACCAGAUUUGGAAUGCUAACACAUGGGCAACACCAACCAGUCCUCCUUCCACUAUCACUGUAACAGCUUCUACGACUCCUGUGACCGCCUCUCAAUUCUCACCUACCAUGGAUUGGAACGCCCAUCUGUAUCCCGAUCCCAGCUGUACGCCCGACCUUGAGUACGGGGGUCCCAAUGCCCAACGGCCCACCUUCAGGGAGCCCUAUGCCCACCCGCACGCUCAUAGUCCCGUCCUUAGCUCCGGCGUGACAAGUUCCUCAACCUAA